Molecule: messenger RNA, 765 nt
Organism: Penicillium brevicompactum
Lineage: Eukaryota; Fungi; Ascomycota; Eurotiomycetes; Eurotiales; Aspergillaceae
Gene: yth1
Product: cleavage polyadenylation factor RNA-binding subunit YTH1
Exons: 1
Coding region: 1-765 (254 amino acids)
Molecular function (GO): RNA binding; metal ion binding
Source: RefSeq, a predicted model, not a curated record
AUGGCCACCGAAACCGCAAGCGCAGCUGCGCAUGUUAUCUCUGCCGAACCGACACGAGACUCCAGCUACAAUGAUUUCACUUUCAUGCCCUUCUUGCGCAAGAGCUUCGGAUUCGGACUCGCCAGCGAUGUGCCCGUCUGCAAAGCCUACAGCGAGGGCCAUUGUCCAUUAGGACCUGCUUGUCCAGAUCGCCACCCUACUCCGUCGCGCGUCACCACCUCAACGACCACAGCAUCCGGAAUGGCACCUUCGACCACGCAUGGGUCACUAGUUUGCAAGCAUUUCCUGAAAGGACUGUGCAAGAAAGGAUUGAAAUGCGAAUAUCUUCACGAGUACAACCUUCGCCGGAUGCCGGAAUGCCAGUCAUUCUCACGAUCCGGAUACUGCACCAACGGCGACGACUGCCUAUACCAACACGUCCGCGAAGAGGCACGUUUACCACCAUGCGAGCACUACGACCGCGGAUACUGUGAGCUGGGGCCCCUCUGCGCGAAGCGACAUGUGCGUCGACGCCUGUGUGUCUUUUACCUGGCUGGGUUCUGUCCCGAUGGAAAAGCUUGUGCGAAUGCUCACCCCCGAUGGACGGAAAACCUGCCUCGACCUACAAUGCGCGCCGAGAAGACGGAAGAAGAGCUAGAACACGAACGAACACUUAUUCGGGAAGAACAAGAGCGGGAGAAGGAACGGGAAAGAGAAUGGCGCAACGAACGUGGGCGAGGUGGUGGAUUUGGACGUGGCCGCUUCCGCGGGCGUGGAAGGGGUUAG